Messenger RNA from Lathyrus sativus (Indian pea), 312 nucleotides. The record is from the annotation of a GenBank genome assembly. Lineage: Eukaryota; Viridiplantae; Streptophyta; Magnoliopsida; Fabales; Fabaceae.
AUGAAACAAACAGAGUGGGAGGAAGUAAGUAAGAAGAGAAAUAAUCAUGUCAGGAUACCAAGGAUAUCCAUAUGGACUGCGAAAGGUGGUAAGGUGAGCUUCGAAGCCGGUGAUACCGUGGCAUCUUUCUUCUUCACCAAAUUCCCAGAGAACUUUGAAGCAAAAGAUAUGUUUGAAAUCUUUAAAGCUUAUGGAAUCGUGAUGGAAGUUACAAUACCGGCAAAAAGGGGCAAAAUAUUUGGUUUUGUUCGUUUCAAAAACGUUGGAGACACUAGAUUGUUGGCAUUGAAACUGGAUAACAUCAUCAUUUAG